Messenger RNA from Cherax quadricarinatus, 1117 nucleotides. The record is from RefSeq and is a predicted model, not a curated record. NCBI's taxonomy places the organism in Eukaryota, Metazoa, Arthropoda, Malacostraca, Decapoda, Parastacidae.
UGUAUAUAUAUACUUAAUAAAAAAAUAUAUGCAUUUUUUGUAUUUUCUUUCUUGCAGAGAUGAUCUGAAAAAGAAUGGAAAAAAGAAGAAAAAAAAGGAUGAAAAAGAAAAAGAGGAAAAUAAGGAUGAAGAAGAAAAGAAAAAUGAGUUACCCCCUGUGCCUAUGCUUCAGCUUUUCAGAUAUUCAAACUUGCUUGAGAAAUGGUUGAUGGCUGCUGGCGUCCUGGCAGCUCUGAUAGCUGGACUCUGUAUGCCAGCCAUGUUUAUUCUCUUCGGUGAUGUUACAAAAAGAACAAUUGUCAUAGGUGCAAUCCAGAGUGAUGGUUACAUAUUUGUGACAGCUAUGAACUAUGCUGCAGAGGGUCAGGUAUAUAGGCUUCGGGGAAUGUUCCUGCAGUCCAUUCUCAAACAAGAAAUUGGCUGGUUUGACACUCACCAAACAAAUGAUUUUGCUAGCAGAGUGACUGAAGAUCUGAACAAAUUGCAAGAAGGUAUUGGAGAGAAGGUUGGCAUGUUCUUGUUCUUCAUGACUAUAUUUCUUGCUUCAAUCAUCAAUGCUUUUAUUCAUGGAUGGGAGCUGACUCUAGUUAUCCUCUCAGUUUUCCCUAUUCUGGGAAUAGCAACUGGUAUUAUUGCAAAGGUUCAGUCAAGUCUGUCAAAUGUAGAGAUGAAGGAAUAUGCAAGAGCUGGGAGCAUAGCAGAAGAGGCAAUCUCUGCCAUCCGAACUGUGGUGGCCUUUGGUGGGGAGAACAAGGAAGUGUCUAGAUAUGAUGCAAAUUUAGUUCAUGCAAAAAAAGCUGGAGUGAAGCGAGGUCUGAUGACAGGAUUUGGAAUGGGAUUAAUGUGGUUCAUCAUUUAUGCAGCUUAUUCCUUGGCUUUCUAUUAUGGAACAGGACUCAUUCUUAAAUCUCGUGAAGGAGAUGGUUCAUUUGAUCCUGCAAAGCUCAUCAUUGUGUUCUUCAGUGUUCUGAUGGGAGCUAUGAAUGUUGGUCAGGCUGCACCAUAUGUAGAAGCCUUCAGUGUUGCCAGAGGAGCUGCUAGUACUAUCUUCGAUAUAAUCGAAAGGAAAUCAACCAUUGAUCUACAAGUUCAGAUGGAGAGAGACCACCCACUGUAG